Messenger RNA from Ziziphus jujuba (common jujube), 1760 nucleotides. Its product is annotated as serine carboxypeptidase-like 45. The record is from RefSeq and is a predicted model, not a curated record. Bases 66 to 1538 code for a protein of 490 amino acids. Gene Ontology annotation, biological process: proteolysis. Gene Ontology annotation, molecular function: serine-type carboxypeptidase activity. The transcript is spliced from 10 exons. Gene Ontology annotation, cellular component: vacuole. NCBI's taxonomy places the organism in Eukaryota, Viridiplantae, Streptophyta, Magnoliopsida, Rosales, Rhamnaceae.
ACACUUCACACUUCUCUUCGUCUCUGUCACUCUAUCUCUCAGUCUCUCACUCACUCACUCACUCAAUGAAGCCAUGUCCAUCUAAGCCAUGGAUAAAAAUGGUGGCCAGGGUCUUCGCAAUCUUCAUACAGAUGAUCUUCAUAGUAGAGUCUCACCCAAAAUCUGAUAAAAUUAUAAGUUUGCCGGGGCAACCUGACCACGUCAGUUUCCAACAGUUUUCCGGCUACAUCACAGUGGAUGAGAAGCAACAUAGAGCUCUCUUUUACUAUUUUGUGGAAGCAGAAGCACACCCUGCUUCAAGGCCUCUCGUUCUCUGGCUUAAUGGAGGGCCGGGUUGUUCCUCUGUUGGAGCAGGAGCUUUCACCGGGCAUGGACCCUUUAGACCAAAUGGAGAGAAUCUUGUGAAGAAUGAGUAUAGUUGGAAUAAAGAAGCCAAUAUAUUGUACCUGGAUUCACCAGCGGGGGUUGGUUUCUCUUAUUCUUCGAAUGAAUCAUUUUACUCCUAUGUCAACGACGAGAUCACAGCACAAGACAAUUUUUCAUUCUUGAAGCGUUGGUUGAUCAAAUUUCCAGAAUAUGACAACAGAGACUUCUUCAUUGCAGGAGAGAGCUAUGCAGGUCACUAUGUGCCACAACUUGCGCGGCUCGUUCUUCAUUCCAAUUUGAGACUCAAUCUAAGGGGAAUAGCUAUUGGAAAUCCUCUGUUGGAAUUUAGCACAGAUUUAAACUCACAGGAUGGAUAUUAUUGGUCUCAUGGGGUGAUAUCUGAUUCUGCUUACAAACUACUGAAAGUGGUGUGUAACACUUCUAGGUUCAACAGAGAGGCCAUUGGUGGCUCUCUUUCUGAUGCUUGUCUCCGUGUAUAUCACCAACUCUCUGAGGAACUUACUGAGUAUCUCGAUCCUUAUGAUGUGACUGCCGAUAUUUGUCUGUCAUAUUCAUUUAACCAUCUUCACCCACUUAGCCUCUUGUCCACUUUCCAACUUUUAUCAUCUAGUCACCAUAAUAUACUACCUGCUGCUCCUAAUCACAAGGUAGGCGCAAGCAAUGUAGAUGUGUGUUUGAAAGAGAAAACAGCCGACUAUUUAAACAGAAAAGAUGUUCAAAACUCACUUCAUGCUCGACUGGUUCGAGUCCCUAGAUGGAGUUUGUGCAGCAAUGUGGUAGAAUAUGACAUCCAAGACAGAGAAAUACCAAGUAUUCAAUUGGUAGGUUCGCUGGUCAAGUCUGGAAUCCGAGUGAUGGUUUACAGUGGAGACCAAGACUCAGUUAUUCCAUUCACUGGAACUCGAAGUUUAGUGAGCAGAUUAGCAAAAGAGCUGAAACUGAAGUCAACUCAACCUUACAGAGCCUGGAUUGAAGGAAAACAGGUUGGAGGAUGGAGUCAAGUUUAUGGAAAUAAAAACAUGCUGUCGUUUGCCAUAAUUAGAGGAGCAUCUCAUGCUGCUCCAUCCUCACAACCAAAGAGAUCUCUGCUUCUUUUCCACACAUUUCUACAGGGCAAACCACUUCCAACUUCGGAUGCUAUUAUUCCUUAGAUUUGUUUUCUUUUAUUAUUUUUUAUUAAUGCUUCCAUCAAGAGCAAAAAAAAUAAAAAAAUAAAAAUAUUGCUUCUACUUUUUUUUUUUUUUUUUGUUUAUUAGCUAUGACUUAUUAUUUUCCGUCUUCUUAAGUCGUUUGUUUUUUUUUUUUUAAAUUCAUUCCUUGUUAUAAUGGAUGUGAUGAAAUGUUACCAAGUGUAUAAUGAUAUUCAUUGCUUA